UGGAUAAUGUGGAAAUGUGUAAUUUAAAGUCGCAAUGUUUUUGGGCGUUAUAUAAUAAUCUUUGAACAUUUGAUGAUGAUGAUGAUGAUGAUGAUAAUUUGUAUAUAGAUCUAGAAAAUUUAAGAUAAAUUAGUGUGCAGAUAUUAAUCAAAAUUAUUAUGUGGCUGUCUGUUGUAUUUGGAUAAGAUUGAAAACAUGGUUGCUAAGGUUACAAUCAGCUAUCAAGUCAAUCAAUGAAAAUUGAUCAUGUUUUUGACACGCACUCGGCAUAUCAUAUAUUUGCUGUGUUUGAUUAAAUGACAAUAUAUAUAAAAAUGAAUGCCAAUUGAUGGAUGGAUGAAUCAUUAACAUCAUUUUCGUUGUUUCUUUUGAAGUGAAAAUUUCAAACAUCCAACAAACAUCAUGUCAAGUUUGAAAAGAAGUAAGAGUAAAUAUCGUAAAGAUAAAGAUACUAAUUAUAUGCUUGAUCAUCUAAGUUCAUUGGAUAUUGAUGUUAAAGUACCAUAUGAACGUUUGACCGGUAUCAUCUGUACGAUUGGUCCAGCAUCGAAAAAUGUCGAUAUGUUAGCCCAAAUGAUUCGUUCUGGAAUGAAUAUUGCUCGUUUAAAUUUUUCACAUGGUACAUAUGAUUUUCAUAGUGAAUUAAUUGAAAAUGUACGUAAAGCAGUGAAAAUAGCUGCCGCUGAUUAUGAUGAACAAUUUUUACCCGUUGCUAUUGCUUUGGAUACGAAAGGACCAGAAAUUCGUACCGGUUUACUGGAAAAUGGUCCAACUGCUGAAGUGGAAUUGAUUAAAAAUCAAAUGAUUCGUAUAACGGUGGAUGAUGCUUACCGUGAACGUGGAUCAUCGAAAAUAUUGUUUGUUGAUUACAAAAAUAUGGUUAACGUUGUGGCUAUUGGUAGUAAAGUAUUCAUAGAUGAUGGACUUAUUUCAUUGAUGGUGAAAGAAAAAGGAACAGAUUAUCUCGAAUGUUUAGUAGAGAAUGGUGGUUUGGUUGGUUCGAAUAAAGGUGUUAAUUUGCCUGGAACAUCGGUAGAUUUACCAGCGUUAUCCGAAAAGGAUGAAAAAGAUCUUCUAUUUGGUAUUGAACAAAAUGUUGAUAUUGUUUUCGCUUCAUUCAUACGAAAUGCUGAUGGUGUUAAAGUUAUACGUAAUUUUCUUAAAAAACAUGGUGGUGAAACCAUAAAGAUUAUAUCGAAAAUUGAAAAUCAUGAAGGUGUUAAGAAUAUUGAUGAAAUUAUCGAUGUUAGUGAUGGAAUAAUGGUUGCACGUGGUGAUCUUGGUAUUGAAAUUGAACCGGAAAAAGUUCUUCUAGCACAUAAGAUGAUGAUUGCCAAAUGUAAUAUUGCCGGUAAAUCGGUAAUUUGUGCAACACAUAUGUUGGAAAGUAUGAUUAAAAAACCACGACCAACACGUGCUGAAGUAUCGGAUGUAGCCAACGCUGUAUUGGAUGGAUCAGAUUGUGUCAUGUUAUCUGGAGAAUCGGCUAAAGGUAAUUAUCCAGUGGAAUCUGUACAAAUGAUGCAUCGUAUUUGUUUGGAAGCUGAAGUGGCCAUACAUUCAAGAAAUCUAUUCCAUGAACUUGAUUAUAUGACACCACCACCAACAAAUGCAACUACAGCAACAGCUAUUGCAGCUGUUUGUGCAUCAUUAAAAGUUGAAGCAUCAGCCAUAAUUGUCAUUACAUCGAGCGGACAAAGUGCAUAUACAGUGGCUAAAUAUCGACCAAGAUGUCCAAUAAUUGCUAUUUCAAGAAAUCAACAAGUUACACAACAGGCUCAUCUUUUUCGUGGAUUAUUACCGAUUCAUUAUACUCAACCACGUAAAGAAGAAUGGACAAACGAUAUGGAUGCUAGGAUCGAGUUUGGCAUCAAAUAUGGACGAAAACGUGGUUUCAUUCAAGCUGGAGAUUCAGUUGUAUUGAUAACCGGUUGGCGUCAAGGUUCCGGUUAUACAAAUACAAUGCGAAUAAUUACCGAGUUGCCAUGAAAUCUCGAAUUGAAUAUAAUAAUUAUUAUUAUUGAUUCUGAUCACAUAUAAUAAUCAAUUAAUCAUGAGUUAUUAUUAAAAAG
Messenger RNA from Dermatophagoides farinae (American house dust mite), 2072 nucleotides. Its product is annotated as pyruvate kinase PKM. NCBI's taxonomy places the organism in Eukaryota, Metazoa, Arthropoda, Arachnida, Sarcoptiformes, Pyroglyphidae. Gene Ontology annotation, biological process: glycolytic process. Gene Ontology annotation, molecular function: pyruvate kinase activity; potassium ion binding; magnesium ion binding. The record is from RefSeq and is a predicted model, not a curated record.